This is a messenger RNA of Hyaloscypha bicolor E, 1770 nucleotides long. Its product is annotated as Phosphoribosylaminoimidazole carboxylase. Gene Ontology annotation, molecular function: ATP binding; metal ion binding; phosphoribosylaminoimidazole carboxylase activity. Bases 1 to 1770 code for a protein of 589 amino acids. Lineage: Eukaryota; Fungi; Ascomycota; Leotiomycetes; Helotiales; Hyaloscyphaceae. The record is from RefSeq and is a predicted model, not a curated record. The transcript is spliced from 5 exons. Gene Ontology annotation, biological process: 'de novo' IMP biosynthetic process.
AUGGACCGUACGAUUGGACUCCUCGGCGGCGGCCAGCUUGGGCAAAUGCUCUGCGAAGCCGCAAACCCCCUCGGAAUCAAAGUCUUCAUACUCGACGCCGAGAACUCUCCGGCGAAACAAGUCAAUGCGAAGAACGCGCACAUUGAUGGGUCCUUCAUCGACGAGGAGAAGAUCCUCGAACUGGCGAGGAAAGUGGAUAUCCUGACCGUGGAAAUUGAGCAUGUGAAUACAUAUGUGCUUGAAAAUAUUGCCACAGAGGGCGUCGAGGUUAUUGGGGAAGAUGGGAAGAGGACGAUGAAGAAGGUGGAGGUCCAGCCGAGUUGGAAGACGAUCCGGACGAUCCAGGAUAAAUUCUUACAGAAGAAGCAUUUUAUUGCGAACGGGGUGUCGACUGUCCCAUCAAAGGAAGUAGAGUCCAACCCAGGUGCAUUGCACGCUAUUGGACUUGAAUAUGGAUAUCCAUUUAUGCUGAAGGCGAAGAAGGAUGCAUAUGAUGGACGGGGUAACUUUACCGUCAAGUUCCCACACGAUAUACCGGAGGCACUAGAUGCAUUGAAGGGUAGAGGAUUAUACGCAGAGAAAUGGGCGAAUUUCAUGAUGGAGCUGGCUGUGAUGGUUGUGAAAACUGAGGAUGACGCUUCAACGGACGGGAAGGCAACAGUUGCAUAUCCAGCUGUGGAGACGAUACAUGAGGAUAGCAUCUGCAAGUUGGUCUACCUUCCUCCGCGACUUGUGUCCAAGAAGGUACAACGAGAAGCACAAGAGCUCGCGAGAAAGGCAGUUGGAGGUCUUUGGGGCAAAGGUGUUUUCGGAGUGGAGAUGUUCCUUAUGGACACUGGAGCCCUUGUGGUCAACGAAAUUGCUCCUCGUCCGCACAAUUCGGGUCACUACACCAUUGAAGCGUGCCCGACAUUCUCACAAUACAAGUCGCAACUUCUCUCGAUCCUGGGAAUCAUGCCACCAUUCCCGAAUGCCACGAUACCCGCUAUGUUCCCGUCAGCUGUCAUGUUGAACAUCCUUGGCGGUGCCUCGAAGGAUUCGCAUAAAGAACUCAUGAAGCGUGCUGUCGCGACUCCCAAUGCUGCUUUACAUAUGUAUGGAAAGGAGUCAAAGCCAGCAAGGAAAAUUGGGCAUAUCACGGUGGUUGCGAAUUCAAUGUCUGAAGGCGAACACCUGAUCACACCCCUAAUCCAACUCGCAGACAACAUGCGAGCCUCGAGAAAGGACCUCCCCACAUCAACAAUCUCGCCCUCCCCAUCACUACUCCCCCAACCCCUCGUCGCCGUAACAAUGGGGUCCGACUCGGACCUUCCGGUCCUAAAACCUGGCCUCGAGCUCCUCACUACCCUCGGCAUCCCGUUCCACGUGACCAUCACCUCUGCGCACCGAACACCCCUCCGCAUGACAGAGUUCGCCUCCUCGGCCGUCGUCAACGGCUUCAAAGUGAUCAUUGCAGCUGCUGGCGGAGCCGCGCAUCUACCAGGCAUGAUCGCUGCUUCGACACCGCUGCCUGUUAUUGGGGUUCCGGUGAAAGGGAGCACUUUGGAUGGGAUGGAUAGUCUGCUGAGUAUCGUUCAGAUGCCCAGGGGCGUGCCAGUUGCGACGGUGGCGAUCAACAAUAGUAUCAAUGCUGCAUUGUUAGCUGCGAGAAUCCUGGGCGCAAGUGAUGAUGUGAUUCGGGAAAAGCUGGAGAAAUACGCCAGUGAUAUGGGUGAAGAGGUUGUCGGAAAAGCUAGACGAUUAGAAGACGUAGGAUUCAAGGCUUAUUGA